UUGGGACGUUCAGAAGAACGCCAAGGCGCUCUCAGGGAGGGACGCUGAUUGGCUCUUCCCGCCCGUGACGCGAAGCUUCCCCUGUCCCACGGAGGAGGCGCUUCCUUCGGUUUCGGGCUUUACGCGAGGCCCCGGCUUUGAGGCCUAGUGUGCGGAAGGCUCUGAAGCAGAACGAAAAUGUCACUCUACGAUGACUUGGGAGUGGAGACCAGCGAUUCCAAGACAGAAGGCUGGUCCAAAAACUUCAAACUCCUGCAGUCUCAGCUGCAAGUGAAGAAGGCGGCACUCACCCAAGCAAAGAGCCAAAGGACAAAGCAAACAACAGUUCUUGCUCCUGUCAUUGACCUGAAACGAGGCAGUGCUUCUGAUGAACGACAGAUCGUAGACACCCCUCCACAUGUGGCACCUGGUCUGAAGGAUCCUGUUCCCAGUGGUUUUUCUGCUGGAGAUGUAUUAAUCCCUUUAGCUGACGAGUAUGAUCCUAUGUUCCCCAACGAUUAUGAGAAAGUAGUAAAGCGCCAGCGGGAAGAAAGACAACGACAGCGAGAAUUGGAGCGGCAGAAGGAGAUUGAGGAAAGAGAAAAGAGGCGCAAAGAUAGGCACGAGGCGAGUGGGUUUUCCAGACGGCCUGAUCCAGAUUCUGACGAAGACGAAGAUUACGAAAGGGAGAGGCGGAAAAGAAGCAUGGGAAGAGCUGCCAUCGCGCCACCUACGUCGUUGGUUGAGAAGGACAAAGAACCCCCUCCAUCAUUCCCCUAUGAAGAAGAGCCACGGUCUCGUGGAUCAUCAUCGUCUUCAUCAUCAUCAUCUUCAAAAGCAGCCAUUCCGCCCCCCAUGUAUGAUGAGCCCGAGAGGCCUCGAUCUCCAACUGGACCCAGCAAUUCCUUUUUAGCUAAUAUGGGAGGCACCGUGGCACACAAGAUCAUGCAGAAAUACGGUUUCCGGGAGGGACAGGGUCUUGGGAAGCACGAACAGGGCUUGAGCACUGCCUUGUCAGUAGAGAAAACAAGCAAGAGGGGCGGCAAAAUCAUUGUUGGUGACUCUGCUGAUAAAGCAGAUUCAUCCAAGAAAUCUGAUUCAAAUCCUUUAACAGAGAUAUUAAAGUGCCCAACCAAAGUGGUUCUGCUUCGGAAUAUGGUUGGAGCUGGUGAGGUGGAUGAAGACUUGGAGGGUGAAACCAAGGAAGAGUGUGAAAAAUACGGCAAAGUUGGGAAGUGUGUCAUUUUUGAGAUUCCAGGUGCUCCUGAUGAUGAAGCUGUGAGAAUAUUUUUAGAGUUUGAAAGAGUUGAAUCUGCAAUUAAAGCUGUCGUUGACCUGAAUGGAAGAUACUUUGGAGGACGGGUAGUGAAGGCGUGCUUCUACAACCUGGACAAAUUCAGAGUCUUGGAUCUUGCAGAGCUAGCCUGAUUUCCAUUUUUCCACCAUGGAUUGAAAACUAAUUCAAUACAUCGAACGUCUCACAACUUUCAGCAGCAGCUGAGAAUGGAGCAAACGAUGGCAUCUUUUUCAGCAAACUGGAAAACAGUCCCUGAGUGGCUUUUUCCCCAUUCAUUGUGAUGGACACAAUUUAUUUUUAUUGUCAUAUAAAAUUCCUUAAAGAUACAAUCUA
Messenger RNA from Anolis carolinensis (green anole), 1609 nucleotides. RefSeq names its product RNA binding motif protein 17 (gene rbm17). Bases 178 to 1407 code for a protein of 409 amino acids. Gene Ontology annotation, biological process: alternative mRNA splicing, via spliceosome; mRNA cis splicing, via spliceosome. The record is from RefSeq and is a predicted model, not a curated record. The transcript is spliced from 12 exons. Lineage: Eukaryota; Metazoa; Chordata; Lepidosauria; Squamata; Anolidae. Gene Ontology annotation, molecular function: RNA binding. Gene Ontology annotation, cellular component: precatalytic spliceosome.